CUUUUCUCUGAUGCAAGCGCUUCGUGACCUUGCAGCAAAUACUGUUUCAUUUUCACACGUGCGGAGAUCUUGCAGAGGACGGAUUGCAAGGCUAGUCUGAAUAAAAAUGCCUUCAGUAUCUAAGAAUAUGGUGAUUUUUCAUGGAGCAUUCAGAAGAUGUCUUAUUCCAAAGCGAUUCAAAUCAGACAAAGUCAAAGGACAUGUGGUUGGCAUAGAUUUAGGCACAACCAACAGCUGUGUGGCUGUUAUGGAAGGAAAACAAGCUAAAGUUCUUGAAAAUUCUGAGGGAUCUAGGACUACUCCUUCUGUCAUAGCUUUCACUAAAGACGGAGAGAGACUUGUCGGAAUGCCAGCCAAGCGUCAAGCAGUCACAAACGCUCAAAAUACACUUCAUGCUACAAAGCGUUUAAUUGGUCGUAGAUUUGAGGAUCCUGAAGUUCAAAAAGACAUCAAAACUGUUCCGUACAAGAUUGUUAAAGCAUCCAAUGGUGAUGCUUGGUUAGAGGCUCAGGGAAAGCUAUAUUCACCAAGCCAGAUUGGUGCUUUUGUUUUGACUAAAAUGAAGGAAACUGCAGAGAGUUACCUUGGAACCAAAGUUAAGAAUGCUGUUGUAACUGUACCAGCUUACUUCAAUGAUUCACAAAGACAGGCUACUAAAGAUGCAGGUCAGAUUGCUGGAUUGAAUGUGCUACGUGUGAUUAAUGAGCCAACAGCUGCUGCUCUUGCCUAUGGCAUGGACAAAACAGAAGAUAAAGUCAUUGCCGUCUAUGAUUUAGGAGGAGGUACCUUUGAUAUUUCUAUACUGGAAAUUCAGAAAGGUGUCUUUGAAGUCAAAUCUACCAAUGGUGACACAUUCCUUGGUGGUGAAGAUUUUGACAAUGCACUUGUUAAUUUCUUGUCUGGUGAAUUUAAAAAAGAGCAAGGAAUUGACAUCACAAAAGAUACAAUGGCAAUGCAGAGAUUGAGAGAAGCUGCAGAGAAAGCAAAAUGUGAACUGUCCUCUUCAAUGCAGACUGAUAUCAACUUGCCUUAUCUGACUAUGGAUGCAUCUGGACCCAAGCACAUGAACCUAAAGCUUUCACGCUCAAAGUUUGAGUCUAUUGUUGAAUCUCUAGUGAAAAGAACUGUUGGCCCUUGUCAGAAGGCUUUGCAAGAUGCUGAGGUUAAGAAAACUGACAUUGGUGAAGUUAUUCUUGUUGGCGGUAUGACACGAAUGCCAAAAGUCCAGUCACUUGUUCAAGAACUGUUUGGUAGAACACCUAGUAAGGCAGUAAAUCCAGAUGAGGCUGUAGCUAUUGGAGCAGCUAUUCAGGGUGGUGUGUUAGCUGGAGAUGUAACUGAUGUGUUGCUUCUAGACGUCACUCCUCUGUCACUUGGCAUUGAAACUCUAGGUGGUGUCUUCACAAAGUUGAUCAACAGAAACACAACUAUUCCAACCAAGAAAAGCCAGGUUUUCUCUACUGCUGCUGAUGGACAGACCCAAGUAGAGAUUAAAGUUCACCAGGGGGAGAGAGAGAUGGCUUCAGACAACAAACUCUUGGGACAGUUCACAUUGGUUGGUAUUCCACCUGCACCUCGUGGUGUUCCUCAGAUUGAGGUAACUUUUGACAUUGAUGCCAAUGGAAUUGUUAAUGUAUCUGCUAGAGAUAAGGGCACCGGAAAGGAGCAACAAAUUGUUAUCCAAUCAUCCGGUGGCUUGUCCAAGGAUGAGAUUGAAAACAUGGUCAGAAAUGCUGAGUUACAUGCAGAGGAGGAUAGGAAAAAGAAGGAUUUGAUUGAGGUCCUGAAUCAGGCAGACAGUAUCAUUCAUGAUACAGAAAGUAAGAUGGAGGAAUUUAAAGAUCAACUACCUAAAGAAGAGUGUGACAAGCUUAAAGAAAAAAUUGAAUCUGUCAAGCAAGUAAUUGCAAAUAAAGACAGCAAAACUCCAGAAGAAAUCAAGCGUGAAACUUCUGAAUUGCAACAAGCAUCUCUUAAACUCUUUGAGAUGGCAUAUAAAAAGAUGGCUGCAGAUCGUGAAGGAUCUAGUGGUGGCAGCAGUAGCUCUAGCUCUACUGAUUCAACACAAGGGGAUAAGAAGGAAGACAAGAAUUAAGUCCCCUGCCCUGUAUAGCUGUUAACAAAUGGAUGAACCAUUUGUUUUGUUUAUGAGAAACUGAUCCAUUUUUAUCUGCAUUUUCACAUUAAUGCAUGUAGUAUGAUAGAUUUUGAAAGAUGAAUGAGUGAUGUGAAACUUUUGUACAUUUUAUAAGCUGAUAACUGAACAAUAUUGGUGCAGAUUGAUGUAUAGUUUAAAAUCUGGUGAUGUGUCACCAUAAAAUCAUUUUAAACUGUUACUUGUUAAUUUUAAUAUAUGUUGUAAUGACCAUGAAUAUGAAUAUUUCCUUUAGACAGACUUAAAUUGCACUAGAUAAACUCAUCAAUGUUUGUUAGAUCAUUAGCUAAAUCGAGCAUGUAGAUUUAUGCUCAAUGUUUGGGCAUUUUCUGAAUAUUUCGUUUUCAGCCAUUGUGAAGAUUUUUUUUUUUUCUAAUCAUUGUGAUAUUUAAAGAAAUAAAAUUGUCCAGAUGUUUGGGUUCA
This is a messenger RNA of Physella acuta, 2578 nucleotides long. Its product is annotated as stress-70 protein, mitochondrial. The record is from RefSeq and is a predicted model, not a curated record. Gene Ontology annotation, biological process: protein folding. Gene Ontology annotation, molecular function: ATP binding; ATP-dependent protein folding chaperone. Lineage: Eukaryota; Metazoa; Mollusca; Gastropoda; Physidae.